Messenger RNA from Sinocyclocheilus grahami, 520 nucleotides. Its product is annotated as protein arginine N-methyltransferase 7-like. The annotation marks the transcript as partial. The record is from RefSeq and is a predicted model, not a curated record. The transcript is spliced from 3 exons. Gene Ontology annotation, molecular function: histone methyltransferase activity; protein-arginine N-methyltransferase activity. Gene Ontology annotation, biological process: peptidyl-arginine methylation, to asymmetrical-dimethyl arginine; chromatin remodeling. Lineage: Eukaryota; Metazoa; Chordata; Actinopteri; Cypriniformes; Cyprinidae.
AGACAUGCAAGAAAGAGCUAACAUCCUUGUCACGGAGCUAUUUGAUACAGAGCUGAUCGGUGAAGGAGCAUUGCCCAGCUAUGAACAUGCACACAUGCACCUCGUCCAGGCAGGUUGUGAAGCUGUGCCGCAUCGUGCAACAAUCUAUGCCCAGCUGGUGGAGUCGGACAUGCUGUGGAAAUGGUCACAGCUCCAACCCAUAGAGGUGGAUGGGAACAAACUCCUGCCCCCUCCUGCUGUGGUGAAGUGUGCAGGAGCGCCCUCUGUCUGUGACAUCCAGCUUAGCCAGGUGCCACCAGAGUCUUUCACUCCCCUCGGGCCUAUCUGUACUAUGUUCAGUGUGGAUUUCAGCAAACCGGUUAGCAGCACUGCUCAGUCCUACAUGGCACAGUUCAAGGCCCAGACCAGUGGGAGAGCACAGGUGGUCGUAUCCUGGUGGGACAUCGACAUGGACCCUGAUGGCAACAUUGUGUGCACUAUGGCACCCAGCUGGAACUACUCAGAUCCUCGUACUUACCCU